GACAAGGACAAGGACAAGGACAAGGAGCGAGAGACCCCACGCGAGCACACACCCUCGUGCGGACAUUCCAGUAAUAUUACCCUCUUAGUCGCCUUUUCCCGUGGAUCUUGCUUUUUCCCUCGGUUUGCUCGGUUCGAUUCCUUCUCGUAUUUAUUAAAGAGACCGCCUCCGCCAACCUCGUCAACGCUAUCCCCAGUCUCACUCCGCUCCUCGCUCAUUGCAAAAGAAGGAAACUCAAGCCCAACCGCACUUCCAACCUCCCCUCCCAAGCCAACACCUACCACCCACUCCAACUCUCCACCCACCGCCGACCCUCACACCGCCCGCCAACCCCCAACCCCCCGAAUUCGAAUUCCAGAAUGACAAUAGCAGCCCAGUCCCAAUUCGCAACAGUCGCCCACAACAGACCCUCCGGCGGGCCCUACCGUCUCUGCUAUGAACUGCACGGGGAGGGACCUAACAAGGUCUUGCUUGUUAUGGGCCUCUCCGGCUCUUUACGGAUGUGGGACACAACUGUACGACAACUCCUCGCCCGCGGCGGGUUCGAAGUCUGCAUUUUUGACAACCGCGACGCCGGCGAUAGUGACAAGCCUGGGCCCGGUUACUCCAUCCAGGACAUGGCGCUAGACGCCCUCGAACUCCUCCACCACCUCAACUGGACCCGCAACGUGUUUGUCGCAGGCAUAUCGAUGGGCGGGAUGAUCACGCAGGAACUGCUGCUUGCGGCGCCCGAAGGCACGUUUGCGAGCGCCGUGCUUAUUUCUACUCAUGCCGGUUUGACUGUUCCGCCGCUAGCAACCAUCGCAGUCUUCUCGAAACUCAUUCUCUGGCCCUGGGGUCGUACGGAAACGGACAUCAUCGAAGGGUUCUGCAAACUCGUCUUCCACCCGUCGUGGUUGGACGGCGAGGCGCCCGUCGACUCGGGGUACACGACCAACCGGGAGAUGAUGCAGCAGCAACUCCUCCGCGUCGGCCGCCAAAAAGGCCCGCAGCCCGACCACUCCCGCCGCGGGCAGAUCUGGGCCGUGCAGCGGCACUACGUCUCGCCCGCACGGCUGCGCAGGAUCGCCCAGCUGCAGAUCCCCGUGCUCGUCAUGACCGGGACCGAUGAUCUCUUGAUCCGCCCCAGCAACUCCCACCACCUAGCCCACCACCUCUCCUGCCCGCUCAAAGAGUUCCCCUCCGCGGGCCACGGCCUCCCGCAGGAACGCCCGCACCAGGUGCACAGUCUGAUGGUCGAGACGUUUCGGAAGAGCGCGGCUUACAUGAGCCAUACGAGUACGGGUGGGAAGCUGGUGGCGGGUGAAGGGCACGGCAGGGUGGAGGUGAAUGAGGAGGAGGUGAGGAGGAGGGUCCGGGAGGCGGAUGCGAGUGUUGCUAGUGCUGCGACGCUGUAGGUUGGGCGCGGGGGAUGUGUGUGUCGAUGCCAUGGCGCGGUUUUGGGAGUGUUGGAAAGUGGGAGAGUGUGUGGCUCCAGCGUCACCCCCCUGGGUCCUCCUCCGGUCCGUUAUCGUUUAUUCUUGUUCUUUUUGGGUGUGCCCGACCCUGUUUGUAACAUUUUUUUUUUGCGUGCGGUUGUACAGUAACUCCCUUCCCGUCAACGUACUUGAUAUCAAUGCGUUUCUUGCUCUCCCUUUUCUGGAUGGGGAAGACACGCCCAUGUAUUGUUUACACAUGCCCACCUUUGCGUUUGUGCUCGUUCAUGUGGGAGAGUCGUUUCAUCGUUACCCUGCAGCCAAGGGUGUUGCGAUGGGCUACUCAAUGUACAGUACGCGCGUUACGUGAGCACGGCGGACCUUCCGCAACGCGUUGUACUUGGCAAGGCCGGGUGACAACGGGAGACGUGGGUGUAUCUUGGCU
This is a messenger RNA of Fimicolochytrium jonesii, 1860 nucleotides long. Its product is annotated as Alpha/Beta hydrolase protein. Lineage: Eukaryota; Fungi; Chytridiomycota; Chytridiomycetes; Spizellomycetales; Powellomycetaceae. The coding region runs from base 360 to 1397 and encodes 345 amino acids. The record is from RefSeq and is a predicted model, not a curated record. The transcript is spliced from 6 exons.